Penicillium odoratum is the source of this 285-nucleotide messenger RNA. RefSeq lists its product as uncharacterized. The coding region runs from base 1 to 285 and encodes 94 amino acids. Lineage: Eukaryota; Fungi; Ascomycota; Eurotiomycetes; Eurotiales; Aspergillaceae. The transcript has 2 exons. The record is from RefSeq and is a predicted model, not a curated record.
AUGCGGAGUGCCUUUCGCUCGCCUCUUACCGAGUUAGAUCCCACGAGGAUCGCCAACACCAUACGCUUUUUGGAACGAGCCACCGACAUUCGCGGUCUAGAACAUAAAAUUUUGAAGAACCUAAUGUUGGCAAGAUACUGGGAAAACCCCCCUACUCGAGAGACACGAGUAUUAAAGUCUCUAGGUCUAUUCAGCGAAGAGGAACGACUACGCAAAAUGGCUUAUGAGCAUUACAAUUUGACACUCGGACGCCUGAACGAGAGUCUGGGGACAUGCCUGAAGUGA